Molecule: messenger RNA, 261 nt
Organism: Colletotrichum truncatum
Lineage: Eukaryota; Fungi; Ascomycota; Sordariomycetes; Glomerellales; Glomerellaceae
Product: mitochondrial import inner membrane translocase subunit tim13
Source: RefSeq, a predicted model, not a curated record
AUGGACUCCAGCUCCGUCAAGCAGGCCGUUAUGAAGCAGGUCCUUCAGGAGGCCAACCUUGCCAACGCGCGCGUUCUCAUUGACAAGCUCCAGGAGAACUGUUUUGAGAAGUGCGUUCCUAAGCCCGGCACCUCUCUCUCCAGCGGCGAGACGACCUGCAUGACCUCGUGCAUGGAGAAGUACAUGGCGGCGUGGAACCAGGUCAACACUGCCUACAUCAACAGGAUAAAGCAGGAGUCUGGCAACCAGAGCGGCCUGUAA